This is a messenger RNA of Penicillium roqueforti, 414 nucleotides long. RefSeq lists its product as uncharacterized. Lineage: Eukaryota; Fungi; Ascomycota; Eurotiomycetes; Eurotiales; Aspergillaceae. The record is from RefSeq and is a predicted model, not a curated record. The coding region runs from base 1 to 414 and encodes 137 amino acids. The transcript has a single exon.
AUGAAUCGAGAAUCCGCUAGCCAACCACGCGAGGAGCAUAGAUCUCCAGGAAGUCUCACCUGCAACAAAGGAAGGAUACAUGCUUUGAUCCAGACCCGGGAUGGAGAGCGACACUCCUUUUCCGGCACUAUCAGCACCGAUCUAAAUCUCGUCGUCAACAAUGCAGACGUGGAGUACUUCGAUCUCGCCGAGGACAAGCCAUACUGCCAAGAGUUCAAGGCACUGAUUGGUCCGCUUCACGCUAACUUCUGGUGGCAAGGAGGGGCUAUACACCUCUCUGGGAAAUUACUGCACUGCAUCGAUGAGACGGUCGAAGUAUCUGGAGAAGGAUGGUGGGGCGAUAUUGACAAUAAUGAGUAUGAGGAGAAUGGCGAGGAGUGUUACAGUGAUGAGAGCGACGACCCGAGAGCAUGA